AUGCUAGACUCUCCAAUACAGAGCAGCCUGCCCAUCAACAAUGGGUCACGCCCGGACAAUCCUACGGUCAAUAACCUGGGAAUGGGAAAUACACCCGAAAUCUCCCAUGCGCUGGCAGAACAGCUCGAUAUUUCUGACAGUUCUGAUGAUCCCGAGAGCUAUGGCGAGGAAUAUGGCGACGAGGACUCCUCUUUAGAAGAUGACUCCGAUGAACUCCGAGUUACGAUGCAAGGGCUUGCCAUUUCAUCCCUGCCCACUGGCCUGUGUUAUGAUGAGAGAAUGAGGUAUCAUUCAGAAGUUUCGGCGACUACUGGCGAGAAUGUUCAUCCCGAGGAUCCCCGUCGGAUCUAUUACAUCUACCGAGAGCUCUGUCAGGCGGGUCUGGUCGAUACUGGCGAUAAAGCAGAUCUAAUCGUCGAUCAACCAUUGAGAAGGAUCCCAGCACGCGAGGCCACUAGAGCCGAGGUGGAACUUGUGCAUACUGCGCCAUUCCACUGGGACUUUGUCAAAGCCACGGCGGAUAUGAACGACGAACAACUAAUUGAUCUUUCAGAGGAUAUUCAUAUGGACUCUAUCUACUUCAACUCAUUGUCCUUUUUCUCGGCGAAACUAUCCGCUGGAGGCGCCGUUGAGACAUGCAAGGCCGUUUUCGAGCAGAAAACUGUCAAAAACGCCAUUGCCGUUAUCAGACCACCUGGUCACCACGCUGAAGUCAAUGCGACCAUGGGUUUCUGCCUCUUCAACAAUGUUUGUAUUGCCUCACGAGUCUGUCAGGAAGACUUUGGUGAGAGUUGUCGGAAAAUCCUCAUCCUGGAUUGGGACGUUCACCAUGGCAAUGGCUGCCAAAAGGCUUUCUAUGACAACGCCAACAUCCUCUACAUCUCGUUACACGUCCAUAUGGAUGGCAAAUUCUACCCUUCAACACAAGAUGGCGCAAUGGAUAAGGUUGGUACAGGUUAUGGUGUUGGCAAGAAUGUGAACAUCCCUUGGCCUACCAAGGGCAUGGGAGAUGGUGACUACAUGUAUGCAUUUCAGCAUCUGGUCAUGCCCAUAGCAACAGAGUUCAAUCCAGACCUCGUUAUUGUGGCUGCCGGCUUUGACGCCGCAGCGGGCGAUGAGCUUGGCGGGUGCUUUGUCACGCCCCCAUGCUAUGCCCAUAUGACACACAUGCUUAUGUCGUUGGCCAAUGGAAAGGUUGCUGUCUGUCUCGAAGGCGGCUACAAUUUUCAGGCUAUCUCGAAGUCUGCGCUUGCUGUGACUCGCACACUAAUGGGCGAGCCACCAGAUCGCUUAGAAGCCACUAGAGCAACAGACCGUGCAGUUGAGACUGUGGAGAAGGUGAGGCACAUCCAAUCAGCAUACUGGAACUGCCUGAAACCCAAGGAUCCGCAUUAUAUUGUCAUUGCAUCACCACUCCAUGAUAUCCUGAGGCAGGCACAAGCAAAGCAGUUGUACGAGAAAUUUGGUAUGACCAAGCUGCAGAUCUUUCGAUCUGGUAUCUCGUCAUCAUUUGAAGAGCAGGUUCUUGCUACGCCAGAGUAUAAUAAGCAAAGAGUGCUGCUCGUCAUCUUUCAUGACCCCCCCGACCUCUACACCCCGGGUGGCCGCACCACCAAUCUUAUCUCUCCGCAUACCGCCAGCAUUGUCGACGGGGUUGCGUCGUAUAUUCAAUGGGCACUUUCCCAGAACUAUGGUGUGAUCGACGUCAACAUCCCAGAAUACAUCACACCCGCAGGUGAAGACCCCGAAAAUCUCGAAGCGUCUGUCUCAUACGCCUCAUCCGAGACUGACGCUGCACGCCUUGAGGGGGAAAAGCUCAUCAACUAUCUCUACACCAACUACAUUGAGCCUGGUGAGAACGAGCGCGUUGUGCUAGUUGGCGUUGGCAACGCUUUCCACGCAAUUGCGAAGCUUCUUUCUGAAUCAGAAACACUUUACCAAAACAUUGCGGCGGUUAUUGGCUUCAUUAGCGUCAAUCCAGUACGGCCUGUUGGUAGUAAUGCCUGGAUUACCAGCUGGUACCGACAGAAUAGCCUCAUCUAUGUGGCAGAUUCACACAGUCUCUGGAAGAAAGCGCAAAAUGGGAAGAUUAGCAAAAGGUACGGCAACAUCAAGGAAACGAAGGGUAAUGCUGCCAACGACAUCAUGCAGAUCAACCAGAAGGAGGUAGAGUCCUUCAUUUUGACGAAGGUUGGUAUUAACGACGACGAGACUGAGGAUGAGGUGGACGAUAAGGGAAAUCUUGUCGUGGGGAGCUUUGGUACCUCAGGUGCCGAAGCUGAUAUGUUUCCAGGUGUGAAGAACGAAGAUGUCGUGAUGAGUUUGGAGGGGCGCUCAUUUUGA
Molecule: messenger RNA, 2343 nt
Organism: Cyphellophora europaea CBS 101466
Lineage: Eukaryota; Fungi; Ascomycota; Eurotiomycetes; Chaetothyriales; Cyphellophoraceae
Exons: 2
Coding region: 1-2343 (780 amino acids)
Biological process (GO): chromatin organization
Cellular component (GO): histone deacetylase complex
Molecular function (GO): histone deacetylase activity
Source: RefSeq, a predicted model, not a curated record